UUGUGGACCAACGGAUACAAAUUAAAUUAAAAAAUAAUAAACGAAAGAUCCGUUACGAAAAGAAGAACCUUUAUCCUCUCUCAAACCUUCAUUCAGACAACCAAAAAUAAGACGGAAGCCCUGUCCGAAGCUGAGAAAGAUUCAUCUUGUUUCGAGUUUAUGUCCUUGUCUGAAUUUUUUUUUUUUAAGGCUAGAGAAAUAGAGAGAUCUGGAUUUCUAGAAGCUGUUUUGUGAGAAUGGUUGCAAGAACCCCACAAAAGCAGAGGAAAGUGGCGAUGGUGGUGGCGCCUCCUCUCAACUCAGAACUUCUCAGGGAGACAAUCAACAAGGUUGACAAAUGUAUGGAGAGGCUGCAAGAGCUGCAAUACACAAUAGCAGGAGGGACCAAAGUUGUCUCUGGUGUGAACCUUAGCCCUAGAAGCACUAGAACUUACUUGAAGACUAGUCUUAGAUGCAAGCAAGAAACUUUAAGGAUCAAGAAUGCUAAUAACAAGAAAUCUCCAAUAGGAAAGUUUCCAGCUUCUUCACCAGGAGACUGGAGGAAAAUGUCACUACCAGCAAUGCUACUAGGAGAGACAGUAAACGAAAUCUUAAAAGCCUCACAGGUCACCAAAGACAUUGUAGACGCACUAGCACCAAAGAAGAGUAGAAAGUUAAGAAGAUCAAUAAUGCCAGAAGAAGAAGAAGAUGGUCCUAAAACACCUGAGACCCAUCAGAAAUCCAAAGAGCAGAACCAUGAAACUGUCAGCAGCAAUAUCAAAGCGAGAAGGAAGAAAGAGAAGCAGAACAAACGGUCAGAACCUACUUCUCCUAGGGCUCGUUCAAGAAUCGUGUUCAAGAUCGUCUCUCCACAGACAAAAGCAGAGAAGGUUCAAGUAAAGGCUAAUAGGGUUUCGCCAAAGCAUCAACCUUGGGGGAAAAAAGCGGUUCUGUUCCCAAACCCUUUGUUUAUUUCUGGCUCCUCCACGCAACAAGCUAAGUUCAGUAGAACAAUGUCUCCGGUGAUAGCCAGAAGUGACCUAACCAGCAGCAAGGACACUAAAAAGGAGACGCCACACAAGUUCUUGAUCAAGUCUCCUACCAAAUCACCGUCCAAGUUUCAGGUCAGGAUCAAGAGCCCGCGUAAAGUCUCUGUUUCUCCUAACAGAAACGGAGGUAACUUGGGUCGGAAGUCACCGGCAAGAAGCGCUUCCUUGGGGAAGAAGUCUCCGCCUAAGCUAUCAGCAGCUGGGAAGCUCAGAAGAUCAUUUACUCCAACGAGAAACGGAAGUAACGUGGCCCGCAAGUCGUCCAUUUCUCCCAAAAGAGUCACCCUUCAAGCAUUUAUAUCUCCGGCAAGAAACUGUGACUUGGGAAAGAAGUCACCUAAAGCUUCCAUUUCUCCGAGCAAGAAGACGCAGAAGCUAUCAACUGCAGCAAAGCUGAGGAGGUCGUUUUCACCAUCAAGGCUAGCAAUGAGGCUGGUGUCUCCAAUGAAGAGCAGGAAAAAUGUAGGGAGGUGUGAUGAUGAUGAGAAGGGGAUGAUGGUGAGUGGCUUGAGACAGCGUCCGGUUAUAGUUCCUAAGAGAUUCUCGAUGGGGAGAAUCUCAUAAGAGAGAGUUUGAAAUCAAACAAUAGUGCAAAGCUCAUAAGAUAAUGUAUUAUUACUUCUAUUGAGUAUGGUCUUCAUUGUGUUUAUCUUAUACUAAUUGAAUGUGUUAUCUUUGAUUGUGUAGUGUUGUUUACAUAUCUAUGUUUAAAAGACAAAAAUAAUGAAUGGCUAAAUGAUUUAAAAUGGCAA
Brassica rapa (field mustard) is the source of this 1780-nucleotide messenger RNA. RefSeq names its product microtubule-binding protein TANGLED. Gene Ontology annotation, cellular component: preprophase band; microtubule associated complex. Gene Ontology annotation, molecular function: microtubule binding. NCBI's taxonomy places the organism in Eukaryota, Viridiplantae, Streptophyta, Magnoliopsida, Brassicales, Brassicaceae. Gene Ontology annotation, biological process: regulation of phragmoplast microtubule organization; cytokinesis by cell plate formation. The record is from RefSeq and is a predicted model, not a curated record.